GGCGCCUCCUCCUCGAAACACGAAAAUCUGUGGAGCAAUUUAAAUGAGUUAUGGUUGUGUGAACUCACAGCUUAAACAAGCUGGUUUACUCGUUUCUACAGCCGGAGAAAUCAUCGCCUGUAGCCGCUGCCAUUAAGCUAGUCCCGCUUCUGACCAGAUCAUGGCAGAUUUUUCGCUGUCUGACGCUUUAGGAGACGACACGCCGAGCCAAGCUAAGAAAAUAGGCUACACUAAUCCUUCUGUGCCAGCCAGCAACCCUCCACAUCCUUCAAACCCGGGAUGGCCCGGUUCAGCCCCUGGAGCUCCCACUCAGCCAUCAGCACCAGCUGACUUCAGCAGUGGAUUGUCUGGCCCCGGGGCACCUGGGCCGUUUUCAUACCCCUCUGGUCCAGGAGCACCAGGGCAAUAUCCAGGACCUCCUUCAGCACCUGGUGGGUUCCCUGCUGGUCCUGGAAUACCUGGACAGUAUCCACCUGUACCAGGAGCUCCAGGUCAAUUUCCCUCCAGUCCUGGAGCACCCGGACAGUUCCCCGGGCAGUAUCCACCUGAAGGAGCUCCGGGACAGCUGCCUGGAGGUCCUGCUCCCUACCCAGCUGGUCCCUUUCCUUCUGGCCCUGGAGCUCCUCCAGGACCUUAUCCGAACGUGUCUUUCCCUGGUGGUCAGCCACCAGGAGGAAAUGGGAUGUACGGACCAGGAGGUCCUGGAGCAUUCCCACCUCCAGCUAAUCCUGGCUCUUUUCCAACAUUCCCCGCUGGUGGGUUUCCCCCAAUGCCAUCUGGAUCAUGGGGACCUGCUGGAGGAGGAUUCCCUCCUGCUCCUGGCCCCUUUGCUUCUGGUCCCGGACCUAUGGGUCCAUAUGGGGGGCCGGCUGGACCAGGAGGCACAUUGAUGCUGCCGUACGAUCUCCACCUUCAUGCCGGGAUUUUGCCAAAACUUGUGAUCACGAUAAUCGGAGAGCCUCUUCCUGGUGCAGACAGGUUCAAAGUUGAUUUCAUCAAAGGUUCGGACGUCGUCUUUCACCUCAACCCUCGGUUCAUGGAGCGUACCAUCGUCAGAAACUCCAACCUCGGAGGUUACUGGGGCCCAGAGGAACGUGAAGGACCCUUCCCCUUUGUUGAAGGAUGCCGUUUUGAGCUGAAGAUCCUCGUGGAGGAGGACAUGUUUAAGGUGGCUGUGGACGGCACCCACCUGCUGGAGUACGAGCACAGAGUCGGAGGCCUGGAGGAAGUGACCUUACUGCGAGUGGACGGAGACAUCCUCCUGUACAGCGCAGCCCCGAGCAUGAUCUGAACUGUCAGCUGGACCCCGCGCUGCCCAGCACACCCUGCGUGUUUGAAGACCUUUCAAAUACUUUGUUGCACUUGAUUAAAAUCUGCAAGGCGCUAACAUCAGAAAAGUGCAAUUUAAAGCCACGUGGCACAUUUAUCACUGAGCAGAAGGCAGAUUAGAUAAAGUCUGCACGCUGUAAUUAUUAUUAAGUUGGGCUUCAGAAUAAACCAGAUGAAGGAAAAUGAACAAGUUUGAGGUGGAACAGUCCCAAACAUUUCAGGCGAGGGAGCGCUGUUUGGUUUACAUGUUUAGUUUUUUGUCCCUUUAAAUGUUUAUCAUUGAACGCCUUCAUAACGCAUGAAAAUUCACUCGUCUCCUUUUCUGUAAGCGACUGAACCGACCCGUUGGCAGUCCGGCAAAAAUGAAGAUUCUCUGCAUUUAAUAUAUCCUGCGUUUGUCAGCUGAAGCUCUCAGGCUGAAGGGCCUGAAAUAGUAAUAAAAAAAUCUGAGUAUCAAACAAAAGGCAAAUUUAAAUGAACGUGUGUGAAAUACGAGGGGAGAUUUUCCAGCUUGUUGCCAAAUAAAAUAAAAAUAUUUUAACAUUAUUAAUGAAAAUGCAACAAAAAGUGACUG
Messenger RNA from Nematolebias whitei (Rio pearlfish), 1903 nucleotides. RefSeq names its product lectin, galactoside binding soluble 3a (gene lgals3a). Gene Ontology annotation, molecular function: laminin binding; IgE binding; carbohydrate binding. Lineage: Eukaryota; Metazoa; Chordata; Actinopteri; Cyprinodontiformes; Rivulidae. Gene Ontology annotation, cellular component: immunological synapse; nucleus. The transcript is spliced from 7 exons. The record is from RefSeq and is a predicted model, not a curated record. Gene Ontology annotation, biological process: negative regulation of extrinsic apoptotic signaling pathway; neutrophil chemotaxis; eosinophil chemotaxis. Bases 161 to 1291 code for a protein of 376 amino acids.